UAAUACCUCCGGUGACUACCUCGACGCUCUCCCGCACUUUCUAGCGCAGUAAUCAAUUGCUGUAUGCGACGUCGUUGACCCGAGCUUCGAAACAUCCAACCGCCACCAUGCCUAUGAUACUAGAUUCACCCGCGUCCUCCUCCACUACCUCCCUUCUCGAGAAAGACGAGCGCGAAGAACGCCGCCGACUACACCAUGAAGCCGACAUAAUAAUAGUGGGCGCAGGCGUCGUAGGAUGCGCUGCAGCCGUGGCGUUUGGACGGCAGGGUCGAAGCGUCAUAUUGCUUGAAAGGAGUCUGAAGGAACCGGACCGCAUCGUAGGGGAACUACUACAACCCGGAGGCGUUGAGGCACUGGAGAGGUUGGGGCUUGCAGACUGUCUUGAAAACAUUGACGCGAUACCCUGCUACGGCUACCAAGUAAUAUACUACAACGACCCCGUAGAGAUCCCCUAUCCCAAAGACAAGGCAGGGAAGAGGCCAGAGGGGCGCUCAUUCCAUCAUGGACGCUUUAUACAAAAACUACGGGCUGCCGCCAUGAAGACACCAAACGUGACAGUAGUAGAGUCCACCGUGACCGAUGUGGUCAAGAACGGGUGGACAGGACAGAUACUAGGAGUUGAAUGCACCACAAAAUCAGCGCAAGACUAUUACUUCGGUGCUCUUACCAUAAUAUCAGACGGCUACGCCUCCAAAUUCCGCAAAGAAUAUAUCCCCAACGCCCCCGAAGUCCGGUCCAAAUUCUGGGCCCUCGAACUCAUCGACGCCGAACUCCCAGCUCCAAGGCACGGUCACGUCAUCCUCUCCGACGGACCCCCGACCCUCAUCUACCAAAUCGGCACGCACGAGACCCGCAUCCUCUGUGACAUACCCGAGAAACUCCCCUCCGCCUCCGUAGCCAACGGCGGCGUAAAGGGCCAUCUACGGAACGUCGUUCUCCCCUCUCUCCCAGAAUGCACACGACCCAGCUUCGAGCGAGCAGUCGAACACGGCAAAUUCCGCUCAAUGCCAAACUCUUUCCUCUCCCCCUCGACCCAAAAAACGCCCGGGAUGAUAAUCCUCGGCGACGCCAUGAACAUGCGCCACCCGCUGACCGGCGGCGGCAUGACCGUGGCCUUCAAAGACGUCGUGCUGCUGCGCGAGCUGCUCAGCCCCGAGAACGUACCCGCGCUCGACGAGACCAAAGCCGUGCUGAAGCAGAUGCAGCGUUUCCACUGGAAGCGCAAGCACGGCAGCAGCGUCAUCAACAUCCUGGCCAUGGCGCUGUACAGCCUCUUCGCGGCUGACGACCUCAACCUCAAAGUGCUGCAGCUCGGCUGUUUCAAGUACUUCCAGCGCGGCGGCGCGUGCAUCGACGAGCCCGUCUCGCUGCUCGCGGGCAUCAUCGUGCAUCCCGCGGUACUGGUGUACCAUUUCUUCGCUGUCGCGAUGUACGGCAUCUGGAUCAAGAUCUGCCAGGCGCCCUUGUUGCAGAAACCGCUCGCGGCGCUGAGCGGGUUUGCGGUGAUAUGGACCGCGAUUUGUGUUAUUGGGCCGUAUCUCGUUAGCGAGAUCAGGUGGUGAGUUAGCUGGGGAAAGGGGGUUAGGUGUUUGCUGGGUCUCGGCGAACUUUGCGUAUACGAACUUGUAAUUUAUGAGCGGGUGGGCGACUUUAUGGGCUUCUGGGAGUGCGUAUGGGUAUCAAGACUUGGUAUGCUUAUGAGAGCGUCGCUCAAGUAGAGUGAUGGAUUUGUUGUAAAUCGCAUCUCCGUCCUAUCAUCGAUCAGCAGUUCUGCGAUUUGCUGUGGU
This is a messenger RNA of Mytilinidion resinicola, 1787 nucleotides long. RefSeq names its product squalene epoxidase. Gene Ontology annotation, cellular component: membrane; endoplasmic reticulum. Gene Ontology annotation, biological process: ergosterol biosynthetic process. The record is from RefSeq and is a predicted model, not a curated record. Lineage: Eukaryota; Fungi; Ascomycota; Dothideomycetes; Mytilinidiales; Mytilinidiaceae. Gene Ontology annotation, molecular function: FAD binding; squalene monooxygenase activity. The transcript is spliced from 3 exons. Bases 108 to 1562 code for a protein of 484 amino acids.